Pocillopora verrucosa is the source of this 2240-nucleotide messenger RNA. RefSeq names its product acyl-coenzyme A synthetase ACSM3, mitochondrial. The record is from RefSeq and is a predicted model, not a curated record. Lineage: Eukaryota; Metazoa; Cnidaria; Anthozoa; Scleractinia; Pocilloporidae. Gene Ontology annotation, biological process: fatty acid biosynthetic process; acyl-CoA metabolic process. Gene Ontology annotation, molecular function: fatty-acyl-CoA synthase activity; fatty acid ligase activity. Gene Ontology annotation, cellular component: mitochondrial matrix.
UCAUGCGGUGAAUCAAUCUUGGUGGCGAUCGAAAUGCGGCUGGUUUGCUUAGCUUCAGCGCUUAGGUUUCGCUUUCAAUCAUGGGGAUCAUCUAGGGUACACCAUGGGUCUAUUGCGGCAAUUGAUUGCAUCCUCUCACGGUGGAAUUCUGGACAUGUUCACGCAACAACGCCGCCAGUGUUUGAUUCGAAAGUUGGAUUCACGGACUACGAGAAAGAGCGGAGAGAAUUUCGCAUCAGAGUUCCAGAAUACUUUAACUUUGCCAAUGUUCUUGAUGAAUGGGCGCAAAAAGAGAAGACAGGAGAACGAACAGAAAAUAACCCAGCCUUCUGGUGGGUCGACGAUAAAGGAAAAGAAAUAAAAUGGUCAUUCCAGAAACUUACAGAAAACAGCAGAAGAACUGCGAAUAUUCUAGCGGGUGCAUGUGAUGUCCAGAGGGGGGAUCGUGUCAUGGUCAUUUUGCCGAGACUUCCAGAAUGGUGGCUCAUCAACAUCGCUUGCCUACGGACAGGAACUAUUAUCAGUCCUGGAUCAACUCAGUUACGAGCGAAAGACAUCGAGUCACGGCUGCUGGCUUCUAAGGCGACUUGCAUCAUUGCAGACCAGGAAAGUGCUGCGUUCGUCGAUGAGGUUGCUAAUUGUUCACCAUAUUUGAAAUCUAAGUUACUCGUGAAAGAAGAUGAAAAGACUCCAGACAGGAGAGGGUGGCUUCCUUUCCAAGACCUCUACGCUCAGGCUUCAAAUGAGCAUCAAUGCGAAGAAACACUGAGUAACGAACCAGUGACAGUGUUUUUCACAAGUGGAACAACAGGACUCCCAAAGAUGGCAGAGCACACACACGCUAGUUGUGGUUUGGGGCACAUUACAACUGGAAAAUUUUGGUUGGACAAUAUUCCAGAGGAUGUCCAUUGGAACCUCUCUGACACGGGCUGGGCAAAAUCUGCGUACAGCAGCUUUUUCGGCCCAUGGUCUCAAGGUGCCUGCGUAUUCGUGUACCAUAAGGCACGUUUUGAGCCCGUAUCUAUAUUAGAUGCGCUGCAAAAGUACCCAAUAAGCACGUUUUGCUCGGCCCCCACAGCCUAUCGAAUGAUGAUCCAAGAGGACCUUAGCAAAUACAAGUUUCCGUCAUUGAGGCACUGUAUAAGCGCAGGAGAGCCUUUAAAUCCUGAGGUCGGAACUGAGUGGCGAGAGAUGACUGGGCUGGAGAUAAGAGAAGGAUAUGGUCAAACUGAAACUACCCUGCUGUGCGGCACCUUUCGUUGCCUCGAAAAUCGGCCGGGAUCCAUGGGUAAGCCCGCGCCAGGAUGCAACUUAAAGAUUGUGGAUGAACAAGGGAACGAAUGCCCGGAUGGAGUAGAAGGUGAAGUUGUUGUGGAAGUUUCAUCAAACAGACCUGUGGGACUUUUUAAUCGCUACGUGGAUGAUCCUGAUCGAACAAAUGCUGUGUUGCAUGAUAAUUUCUAUUGGACUGGUGAUAAAGCUUACAAAGACAAAGACGGCUACUUUUAUUUUGUUGGUCGAUCUGAUGACGUCAUACUCUCAGCGGGCUAUCGAAUUGGUCCAUUCGAGGUUGAAAGCGCCUUGAUAGAACACCAAGCAGUCGCAGAGGCAGCUGUUGUCAGUAGUCCCGAUUCCCUAAGGGGGGAGAUUGUGAAAGCCUUUGUUACUCUCUCACCACAUUUUACUGGAGACCGAGAAGCAUUGGUCCAGGAAUUACAAGACCACGUGAAAGAAACAACAGCACCGUACAAGUAUCCGAGAAAGAUUGAGUUUGUGGAUAGCUUACCCAAGACAGUCAGCGGCAAGAUUAGAAGAGUAGAACUGAGACAGAAGGAAUGGUCUUAAAUGAAAUAUAAUCAAACAUAACUCACUAUUUGUUACAAAAAAAUUUAUAGCAUUAUCCUUCGUAAGCAUCUAAUUUCUAACAACACACGGUAGAUAAUGACAAUUGAAAUGAGUAAAGUGCAGUUUGUACAAGUAAUCACCUGAUUUCCGAGGCCACCAUAUUUUGGUAUGCUUUUGCGACACAGAAAAACCUGUCCUCUCUAUAAAGAAACCGUAGUAAACUGUUUUCUACGACAGGCGUCGACAAACACAAAGGAGUACAACUGAUUUGGAAAAUAAAGCGUUUAAACAAUUUUUAGCUAUCAUUAUUAUGCGUUACAAUACAUUAGCUGCUUCAGUGUAACUAUAACAGUGCUCUCAGGAACUAAACAAGAAAAAGUUUUAAAAAAUGACGG